Cygnus olor (mute swan) is the source of this 867-nucleotide messenger RNA. RefSeq names its product lipoxygenase homology domain-containing protein 1-like. The record is from RefSeq and is a predicted model, not a curated record. The coding region runs from base 1 to 807 and encodes 268 amino acids. The transcript has 6 exons. NCBI's taxonomy places the organism in Eukaryota, Metazoa, Chordata, Aves, Anseriformes, Anatidae. Gene Ontology annotation, molecular function: protein binding.
AUGACGGAAAGUCCCUGGUCUCUGUGGAUCUGGACAAGUGACAUUAAAAAUGCAGGGACAGACGCCACCAUCUUUUUCCAGAUUUAUGGAGACAAGGGGAAGUCAGACGAGAUGAAACUGGACAACAAUUCAGACAAUUUUGAAACUGGACAGACUGACAAAUUCAUGAUUGAGCUCCCUGAUCUGGGCACAUUUUAUAAGCUUCGGAUAUGGCACGAGAAAAGAAAUCCUUUUGCUGGCUGGCAUCUGAAUAAGGUAACUCUGCUGAAAACGCUGACAAAAGAAAAAUACUCAUUCAACUGCGGCCGCUGGCUAGAUAUAAAUGAAGACGACAAUGAGAUCGUGCGGGAGCUCCCUGCAGAGGGGACUCUGGUGACUGAAGUCAUGCCAGUGAUAAAAUACCGAGUGACAGUUUGCACAGGGAUGGUAAGCGGCAGCGGCACAGAUGCCAAUGUCUUCGUCUGCCUCAUCGGUGAGCAGGGAGACACGGGAGAACGGGUUCUCUACAAAUGCAUCAACAAUGUCAAUAAAUUCGAAAAAGGCAAUGCUGAUGAAUUCUUCGUUGAAGCAGUAACGCUGAAGCAGGUGAGGAGGGUGAGGAUAGGGCAUGAUGGCAAAGGAGGAAGCAGUGGCUGGUACCUUGCCAAAGUGAUAGUGAGGGAAGAAGGACAGCCAGAAAGCGAGGCUGUGGAAUUCCCCUGCUACAGGUACUGGAAACAAUGCUUGUGCUUGCAAAUCAUGCCUCCAGCUAUGCAUUUGCCAACCUUUAAAGAGCCUAGCUAUUGUUCCAAGACUGGAAUUUUCUGAGCACAGCUUAAUCCUUUUUAUUUAUGCAUUCAUUUAUUUUUGCUAAGCCUGAAAGCAAAG